Messenger RNA from Pleuronectes platessa (European plaice), 1920 nucleotides. RefSeq names its product SLAIN motif family, member 1a (gene slain1a). The transcript has 9 exons. Gene Ontology annotation, cellular component: microtubule plus-end. Gene Ontology annotation, biological process: cytoplasmic microtubule organization; microtubule nucleation; positive regulation of microtubule polymerization. The coding region runs from base 1 to 1920 and encodes 639 amino acids. NCBI's taxonomy places the organism in Eukaryota, Metazoa, Chordata, Actinopteri, Pleuronectiformes, Pleuronectidae. The record is from RefSeq and is a predicted model, not a curated record.
AUGGAAGCAGAAGUGUUGAGCCCCCAGAUGAUGGCAGACGUCAAUGGCAACAAUAAAACCACCAUCGCGGAGCUGGAGGUGCUGAAGCUGCAGGAGCUGGUGCGAAAAUUGGAGAAGCAGAACGAACAAUUGCGGAGCCGAGCGAACGCUGUAAACAAUUGCUCCGUCGGCCCUCACCAUCACCACCAUCUCCAGACGUCUCUGUCGGGUCUGCGCGGCGCUGCCACGCCGAGUCCGAGCGAGGAUUACCACGCUAAAUACGGCGUUUCCAGUCCCACGCAGCAGCAUCCGUGCCCCCCCGGAGCCCGGAGUCCAACGGAGGAGCCGUUCGCUUAUUUCCAGCCGAGCUCGGCGUCUCCUGAUGCCGCGGAGGAGGAGGACAGCGACGCGGCCGGAGCCACGACUGUCCUGGAUGAGGUGGAUGUUUUGGACCUGAACGCUGUGCUCCCUGUUGGAGAGCCUGAUCGCUGGCUGUAUGUGAGUCACAAAGCCAAGCUGCAGGGUGAGAGUGUCCUCAGUCCUCUACAGUGGUGCAGGCAGGUACUGGACCACCCGGGGCCUGAGGUGGCACUGGCGAAGAUGAACUUCUGUCACAGACUGGACCAAGCGAAGCGAUGGAGAGGAGUCUCCCCCGUCCGUCCAUACAGCUGCAUCGAGGGGCUGUCCACACUCAGCUGCCCCGUCCUGCCUUACACUAAAUCUGCUGCACUAACCGAGUCCCCAGCCCCAUUGACGUCACCUGCUCAGUCCUUCCUCCAGCCAAGUCUCCCCCUCAGGACGAGUCCUGGCCUCAGUGACAGAGUGCCCACCUUCCUGUCGAACUCUGCUCUCCACAACCUGGGUCGCCGGCAUGCAGCCAUCAGCCCGCAGUCUUCCCUGGACAGUGAGAAGGGUGUCUCAGAGCUUGAGGACGAGUCCGUCUCCAUGACCUACAAACUGCAGGACAUGACAGAUGUGGAGGUCAUGGCACGACUUCAGGAGGAGAGUCUCCGACAGGACUACGCCACUACCUCAUCCACGGCCAGCCGCCGCAGCUCCAGCUUCUCCCUUCACUCCCUAAGGCGCAGCAAGAUGGAUCUGGAGGAGGAGGAUGAGGAAGAGGAUGAGGGGUACGACCAGCUCCCUCCUCCCCAGCCUCGACUGUUCCGCACAGGAUCUAUGCAGAGGGGCGGCCUGCCCCACUCCCACACCUUCUCUAGUAUCAGAGACUGCAGACGCAUGUCGACCACCCCUCAGUUUUCACUCAGUGGACUCUCCCAGUACUCUGGACCCUGCAGCCUGAGCACAGAACUACAGACGGCAUACAGGAAUAGCACAGACAAGCUACGGAGAAGCAUGCCCAACCUCAUGCGAGCUCCCAGCAUGCCCAGUGUUCCCAGCAUUCCAAGCCUGGCUUCCCCUGUCAACCCACCCUCCCACAGCCCUUCCUCCUUGCCAACGAUAUCUUCCUCCAUGCGGAACAGCCAGAGCUUUGACUCGUCCACCGGGCUUGCACGACUCCAAUCCUCCAUUCCUUCCCCAGGCCAGCUCAGUCAGCGAGUCCAGAGCAUGGCGAACUUCCCCACCAUGCCCCGGCAUCCUCUGAAAGCCACAGCCUAUGUGAGCCCCACGGUGCAGCAGGGCCCCGCCUCCACCCCUCUGACCACCUCUGCCAGUCUGCACUCCAUCCCGAGCGGCAUCGCAUUGCCUCAGCCCCUAAAACCCAGCAACAGUUUGGUACCACAGCCCCUGAAAGCUGGCGCCAACCCGCUGGCAAUCCAUCGCAGCUCCCUCCCUCGUCCAGCCUCCUUCGUGGGGACAACUGGAGUCCCACGUCUGAGCAAAAUCACCCCACCUACACGCAGUUUACUGACACCCCCAAAGACCAUGGCUGCCCUGAGCGCCCUGAGGGACGUCAACUGGAGAGAUGGCUGCUACUGA